Rosa chinensis is the source of this 2179-nucleotide messenger RNA. Its product is annotated as cyclic nucleotide-gated ion channel 1. The record is from RefSeq and is a predicted model, not a curated record. Bases 100 to 1974 code for a protein of 624 amino acids. Gene Ontology annotation, cellular component: membrane. Lineage: Eukaryota; Viridiplantae; Streptophyta; Magnoliopsida; Rosales; Rosaceae. The transcript has 7 exons. Gene Ontology annotation, biological process: monoatomic ion transport; transmembrane transport. Gene Ontology annotation, molecular function: monoatomic ion channel activity.
AAGAGGUACACAUAUCCUUACUAGUUAUUAUAAAGUCCUACAAUUGUAGCCAAGUUCCAUAAGUUCUUAUUUCUUUGAAUGAUCUGAACAGCAAUAAUUAUGUUUAAGCCUACUGAUGAAGAAGCCCCAGAAGUAAGUAUGACAGCUGGUCACAAUACUCAUUCUGAAUACGACCGGAGACAAUCAGAACUGAAAAAAAACAAAAGCAGAAUUAGUUCGUGGUGGACUAGUUUAUGGGUUCGAGGUACAUGGUGGGAUUCGAUAUUUGUAGCCUCGUGUGUUAUCGCAGUCUCACUGGAUCCACUGUUCUUUUACAUUCCUAUCAUCGAUAGGGAAAAAAAGUGCCUUCAAGCAGACAGACAAUUGAGGACUGUAACUCUCAUUUUGCGAUCAGUGAUGGAUAUCACUUUUAUAGUGCAUAUUAUCUAUCAGAUUCGUGAAGCUAUGAUCGCUGCAGCCCUCGAUAAGAUGGCUAAACCGAAGUCUUCCGAUUUCUUUAAAGGACCCUUCUUUAAACGUGUCGGUGCAAUAGUUGACAAUUUGUCAUGGCGCUCUCUCAUAACUGACAUUCUAGCUGUUCUUCCUAUCCCACAGGUGCUACUACUUGUUGUCUUCUUUAAAAUGAGAGGCUCUGGAUAUUUGAACCACAGAAAGAUUUUGAAUUUCUUUCUUCUCCUUCAAUAUUUGGCAAGAAUUUAUCGUAUUCACCUAUCUUCCAAAAAACUUACAAAGAGUCAUGGAAUAUGGAUUAAAGGACUAUUCAAUUUAUUUCUCUAUAUCUUUGCAAGUCACGUACUUGGAGCCUUUUGGUAUUUCUUUUCGAUUCAACGAGAGACAUCAUGUUGGCAUCGAAGUUGCGGUCCCAACUGUAUAAGUACCUUUUAUUGUGAUGAGUACAAACAUUCAGACGAUAUGGUGACACUUAUAACAUCUCUGAAUGCAUCGUGCCCUAUCAAUACUACUGGACCAUUUGAUUUUGGAAUAUUUCUUGAUUCUCUAAAGUCCAAUAACCCGGCAUCAAUCAACUUUCCACAAAAGUUGUGUUACUCUUUUUGGUGGGGUCUACGAAAUUUGAGUAAUUUUGGCACGAAUCUUGUAACAAGUAACUAUGUAUGGGAGAAUUUAUUCGCAAUUCUUAUUUCUAUCAUUGGCUUGUUACUGUUUUUGUACCUCAUCGGAAAUGUGCAGACAUUUAUGUCUAUGGGAACUGCAAAGUCAGAGGAGAUAAGAAGGAAGAUCAAAUCAAAAAAGCAAGUUAUGAAAGAGUGGAUGGAGAAAAAUUGCCUCCCUGCUAAGUUGAGGAAAGAAAUCAUGGCAAAUAUAAGAGAAAAAUUAGAACAAGACAACCAUGCUGACAUGGGGGAUCCGUACUCCAUUCUUCCCUCGUCAACCAAAAAAUCUCUAAAGCGUGCUCUCUGCAUGAGUACACUGAGAAAAGUACCAAGGCUUGAAGGUAUGAAUCCAAAAGUUUUGAAAAUGAUAUGUGACUAUCUGAAGCCUGUGACAUACCCUGAGCAUCACUAUGUUGCCAAGGUGGAUGAACCAGUUGAUCAGAUGGUGCUUGUCAAAGAAGGAACUAUGUGGAUCUACUCGUCGAAUACUAGUACUCCAUCCAAGAUCCACAGGACGGUUGAGAACGGUGGCAUUUAUGGAGAUGAACAACUUCUGAGUUGGGCGUCGAAGGACAUGCAACACGUCUCGUUUGAAAACUUCCCGAUCUCAAAAGAAAAUGUGAAAUGUCAUACAAAAGUGGAAGGGUUUGCUAUCGCGGCCAAGGACUUGAAAGAUGUGGCCACCAAGUGCAAAAUGUUUUGGAAUUACGAUGAUCCUCGAGAGGAGAGGGUGGCGAGCUCUACCAUAGGAAGGACAUUCCGUCGAAACCGCAAUAACCCAAAUAGGCCGGCUACCGUAGGAGUAGGAGCUGCGACCUCGUCAAGAACAGGAAUUGAGUAUCUGCAGAUCGAGAGAACCUAAUGCUAAUCAUGCGCCGCCCGAGCUAGUCAUGCAGUGCCCUAGUGGCUAGUCAUAUGUAGACUAAUAUUUCUGUUAUGUUCUCUGUUCAAUAAGCUAAAACUUUCUGAUUCAAGCUACUGACUUAUUGGUCCUAAUUAACUUAGAACAUCUCUAACAGAACCCCUAAAAUCAAAAAUUGCAACCAUCUGAAUUCUGAAACUUGUAU